AUGCAGAUAUUGGAACAGCAAAAUGACGAACUCACCGGACCGGAUCAUCGACCAACAUCGGUUUCAUGUCUUCCACCGGUUCCCCGAUCCAUACCUCUUCACCGACUAGAACGGGAUCAUGGACAUGCACUGGAUUCUCCAUCCGCCACGGAUCCCCCACCCGCAUCUGCCAAUGGUGAAAAUUCUCCAUUCGUCCUUAUCCAAGUCAGAAGAUCAUCUUUGAUCUCGGAUCUACUAGCCCACUUCGAGAAUGAUGACGAAAGACAUGUACACGUAGAAGUCAUUGGGGAGCAGGCGGUUGACAACAUGGGCGUCUUUCGGGAUGUGCUGACCGAUUUCUGGACCGACGUUAUAGGGCGUUAUUUCGAGGGCGAUGUCGAAGCAGUGCCUGUUGUAUCCCCUAGUGUGACUGAAAAUAUGUGGAGAGCAAUCGGGAAUGUUUUCGUAAGGGGAUUCCUACAGGCCGGAUACCUUCCGCUACAGUUUAGCGUUGCUAGUAUUGCCAGGUCUUUGUUUGGGGAUGUAUCGCUAGAAAUGUUGAUGCAAUCCUGGCUGGCCACUCUCGGCGGGUACAAACGAAAAUUAAUGACCCGGAUGUUGGCAGGCGGUUUCACACAUGAUGAUAAAGACGACCUCGUUGAUGUUUUUGACAGGUAUCACGUGAAGGAGAUGCCAAACGCUGGAAACGUUCGCCGGCUGGCUCAGCGAUGUGCCAGCGUGAUGUGUGUAGAGCAGGCGCUAUAUCCACUGACUAUCAUGAGGCUGGAGAGGCUUCGGAGUUCCUUCGACAGCAUCGAGUCUCUGACCAAUACCCUCCGAUCCUUGCGCCCAGAUGGCCGGAAAAUUGCGGCCAUGAUAACGGCGGAGAUAGCAAACCCACAGCAGAAAAGAGUCGUCCAAUUUCUGAGACAAUUUAUCAAAAGCGCUUACGAUCAGCUACUUAGGAACUUCCUACGGUUUUGUAGUGGCAGCGAUGUUGUCAACUUUUCAAACAUAUACAUUAAUUUCGUGCACCUUCGUGGGCUAGCAAGAAGGGUUGUCGCCCACACAUGUUCUGUUACGCUUGAUCUGCCUACUUCAUAUAACUCGUACAACGAGUUUUCUAACGAACUGCAACAGCAAUUGAACAGCGACUUCUGGGAAAUGGACUUUGCCUAG
Molecule: messenger RNA, 1158 nt
Organism: Mya arenaria
Lineage: Eukaryota; Metazoa; Mollusca; Bivalvia; Myida; Myidae
Exons: 3
Coding region: 1-1158 (385 amino acids)
Molecular function (GO): ubiquitin-protein transferase activity
Source: RefSeq, a predicted model, not a curated record